Molecule: messenger RNA, 4734 nt
Organism: Ooceraea biroi (clonal raider ant)
Lineage: Eukaryota; Metazoa; Arthropoda; Insecta; Hymenoptera; Formicidae
Product: sex peptide receptor
Biological process (GO): G protein-coupled receptor signaling pathway
Cellular component (GO): plasma membrane
Molecular function (GO): G protein-coupled peptide receptor activity
Source: RefSeq, a predicted model, not a curated record
ACGCCUUUUCGCUUCAUUCGGCGUCCGGACGCCAACUUACCCACAUUUGUGGGCUUGUGCGACGCUCUUCGCGUUUCUCUGCUUGACGUGAAAACAGCUGUGCCGUUUGCGACAGAAUCGCGGGAGCAAUGCGAGGAGAUCACGAGAACGAUCGACAGUUCGAUUGUACGCGACCCGCAAAGAGAGAUUUCACGACACCCCAGAGGGACAUAAACGCGAUACGCCGGACUCUCGCAUUAACCGAGUCACAAAUGUAAUUUUAGCCGGCGGCAUUUCCGCGCGAUCGAGACCUCGUGCAAGUGAUCGAUUAGAUUGACUGAGUCGGCAAUUCGAUCCGUAGCCGAAGAAGGGAAGUGGAAAAUAGCAAGAGCGGAUGUUUGUGCGCGCCUCUCGGGAUCCGGAUUGGCGAUGAUGCUCGUCCCGUGCUCGAAUGGCUGUACGCGUAACGUAGUGCGUAGAGAAGUGUCUCUAUGGCAUUCGAGAAUCCACCGUACUACACGGCCACAGGGUGCGGCAUCCACGAUUAGCAACUGAAGUUGCCCCACACACACGUGUCACUGGUCGCACGUGUCACACGACACCAUAAUCCUGUACGCAACAUAAAAAGUCGAUUGGCCGGAAAACCGCAAUUUUCCCGAUCCCUGUGGGAAGUCGUAAACGUGCCUCUGCCGCGGCCGAUCUCGGAAAUAUAGAUUAAAUCUAUCGUGUCUUUCUGUCUACUUGUUGAUAGUAAUGUUAAUUCACAUUAUCUAUAUCGAUGUUAAAUAUUUAAAUAAAUCUAUGCUUCUGUAUUAAAAAUACCAAGCUCUUCGUUGUUACAGAGAAUAGAGACAUAAACGUGAUUUGACGUUUGUCGUAUAAAUAAAAGCUCGACAUCUUUUGUACUUUUGAUGCCAGUUUGUAUCUAAUGAACAUUGAAAUGAAAGCGUAAAAUACAAAAGAUGCACUUACGCCCGUGCUAAACAGUGCAUUUGAAAACGUCAAAUCGUCGCUUAUACAAUGCACACGCUACAUAUUCCAGCACUUCAUGUAUCGCGACGCCUUUGACAACGCAAAAAUUUUUACCAGAAAUACAUUCAGCUAUGAUCAUUCGAGUUAAAUCGAGAAGAUAUUUCAAACGCGUGGUAACUUUAUUCCUUUCUCUCCCUCUCUGUAUGAACGAGGACAAAUCGUCUCAAAGUUAUCGCACGAUUUUCAAUUCAAAGAGUUCGGAAGAGUUAUCACAUUUCCUCAAUGUCAAUCCAUUGAACGGUAACUUUUCCCUUCUGGCCGACGAUAGUCAACCAAAUUUUUAAAGUGGAACGAAAAUGUGAUGCACCAAAAUGACAAGAAUGUCUUCCUGUUCGCAGUGAAAGUGCCAAAAAAUACUUUGCUUGUAUUUCUAUCUUUUUUCCAAAGUAUCCCAAAAUUGUUAAAAAUUAGUUCGAUUAAUCAGCGUUGCUGAGUGAAGAGCGAUCGUUUUCACAGACGACUAUACUCGGAUAACUGUCUUCAUUAAUCUAACAGUGAGAACUCGCAGUCAUAGCUGAAUGUUUAAUAACCAUCAGUAAUCGGGAGUAUUACUAUCGUCAAUCGCAACGUGAUUGCCAGUCAUUGAUCCAAUUUCACGCAGUAGUGAUUAGAAUAAAUUACCCCAUCCUCUGUCAGAAGCUCUCCCUUGUUCUGAAGGAACAAGUUUAGUCCGUAACCCCUUUGCGCUGCGUUCUUCAUGAAGAAACAGCAAAAGCAACUACUACGCGAACGGUAAUGGACCCAGCUGAAAGGAAACGGAGCUCUAUGGCGCACAAAAAAGAAGCUCGUUGACUUUUCUCAGACUUCAGGGACCCACUUCACUCGCUUUGUUGGUGACUACUGCACUCUGCAAGGAUGAAUUCCAGCUUGAACUCCAGCCUGAACCUCACGUCCGAGUCUUCAGCACCCGCGGAGUACUGCAGCUCGGACGCGUGGGAGUUCAUCCUGAACUACAGCCUAAUACACGGUUGGGCCAGUUUGUUGGUGUGUAUAUUCGGCUCAAUCGCCAAUGUCCUCAACAUCGCCGUGCUGACGCGACCCGAGAUGCGCUCGCCUACCAACAUAAUCCUUACAGGCCUCGCCAUAGCCGAUCUCCUCGUGAUGAUCGAAUACAUCCCGUACGCGAUCCACAUGCACCUCUAUAACCGAUCGCGCAGGGACAUGUACUCCUAUGGCUGGAGUGUCUUCGUGCUGUUCCACUCGAACUUUGGCCAGGUGUGUCACACGAUCUCGAUCUACCUGACGGUGGCUCUGGCGGUCUGGAGGUACAUCGCGGUGGCGCAUCCGCAGAGGAAUCGCGAGUGGUGCAACAACAAGCGCACUUAUCUGAUGGUCGUGUUUGCCUAUGUGUCCUGCCCGAUACUCUGCAUCCCACUGUACAUCACAACCGAAGUUAGGCCACAGGUCGAGGUACUAGACGAGUGGGGAAUGAGUGUAAACCUGACCAAGUACCGGCAGACAGCCAACGGCACCACCGCGGCUCUCGAGGGCACGACCAACACGACACUAUACUUCGUGAAGCUCACCGAGACCGCAAGAAUGCACUCUGUCCUCAAGGACAUCAAUUUCUGGAUCUAUAGUGUGGUAAUCAAGCUGAUACCCUGCGUAGCACUGACGAUACUGAGUAUCAAGUUGAUUAUGGUGUUGGUGGAGACGAAGCGGAGGCGAAGGAACCUCACUACGGGGAACACUAUGAUCAAGAUGGGUAAUGGCAAGGAACAUACCUGCGAGAAGCCCAAGAAGAGGAAGAAGGGCACCGACAAAGAGCGACAGACUGACAGGACGACGAAGAUGCUGUUGAUGGUGCUCUUACUGUUCCUCAUGACCGAACUGCCUCAGGGCAUUCUGGGACUGCUCAGCGUUAUAUUGGGCACAAGUUUCUUCAACACGUGCUACACCAAGUUGGGCGACAUGAUAGACAUCCUGACGCUCAUAAACUCGGCCAUCAACUUCAUCCUGUACUGCACCAUGAGCCGGCAGUUCCGCAUGACCUUUAAUCAGCUGUUCUGUAACCGAUGGCGGCUGAUCGGCAAAUGGAUACCGGUGCCGCACCAACCGAUGGAGAACAACGGACACACCGGGACCAAUCACACGGUGACUCAGGUCACUCAGGUCUAGCGUCGAAGAAACCGACGGACCCUUUGCUAUCCGGUGUAGAGAGGAAAAAGCUGGCUGAUUAGCUUCCUUUUGGACACGUGUAUUGCAAGUCCGUGAAUUGGAAGGGGACGUGAUUUCGCACAGUGAUUCACCUGGUCGCCGCAAACACGACAACCGAAGAGAGGUGAAAUUUAUUUGCUCGCUACUGCCACCGCUCCUAAUUGCGCCCUCGUUGCGAACUUCGCGACGCCCGGGGCGUUUUCGUGCGCCGGCUUCGUCCUGGACAUGCGAUGCACCAGAUGUGUAAUAAAUAUUUACUUAAGUUGCCCAGCACACCGUUAUGUUCUCCCAAUGUAAUUCUUCAUUUUACGCGUCACUUACGUCGCGAUCAAUCACCGACAACCGACUGAUGUCGGACCGACGGAUACGCACAACAGCGCUCUGCAUACGUGUAUAUGAACAGAUACGAACAUAAACGGAUCGCGAAAAUCGUAAAAAAUUGUGAAAGCGCUUAUGCCAGCACUAUUAAUUGUUAUCAAUAAUGAUUUUGUAAUUUUUAGUUAGGUACGUGAGAGAAAUAUCUUUAGUUAGAAAAUUAUCAAUCCUCCGGUGCUGGCACAGGCAGUAAUAACAAAACGUGAACAAUAAUAGUCACUGACAAAAAAAUUUAUUACAAAUUUGUGAUUAUAGCAGAAAAUAAACAUUACAACAGAAGUUGUAUAAUACAUUAUACUGCAGCUGAACUGCCUGUACGAAUUUUUUAAUAUUGCAUUCUGAAAAAGUUCUAGAGUUUAUAAAAAGGCGUCGUAAAAUGUAUAGAUCAUCCCUUAAUUGAGGAACAAUGUUUAUGAUUAAAAACGUAUUUAUCAAAACAUCGAUUUUAUUCCGAUUAGCUCUUUGCACUCCAAUAUCAAUUUGUGCUAUACAAUAGGUAAGUGCUAAGACUAUUGUGUUAAAACAAAUAAAUUAUUAAUUUUAAUAGUUAGCUAAUAGCACAGCUUAAUUGAGAUGUAACGAAACGCGCGACUUUAAACUGGGUUUAAAUGAUUUAAAAUUUGCUGACAAAAGUCAUUUCAGCACACUGACUGCAAUAACGCUAUCUCUACAGCAGAUGGAGCGUGAUUACAUCGUAAACAAUUAAUUCGAAAACGAGGAAUUGCAUCUUUCUUUGGAACAGGCCGCACUGACCUCAUGUAUACUUAAAUGGCCAAAAACUUUUUAAUGUGUAUCAUUAUAAAUACAUAAUGCACAACGAGAUAACACGCAUAAUAUUAGCUAUUAUAUCUUAGUACAUUAAGGUUAACAUUUGAUAUUUUGCUACAAAACAUUUUUAGAAAAUGUGAAAAUAUCGGAAGCGAAUAAUUUUUUAAAUCAUUUUUAUCGUUCGUUUAUAAUAUAAUAUAUUUGUAUUUAUUGGAAAAAUAUUUAGCUAUGUACUACGUGAAAUGUUAUUUAAUCGUAAUAUUUCCAAUAGUAUUUUUCAACAAUAACAGAAGAUUGGAUGUAACCAUAUUUUAUUUAUCUCUGAAAAAUUUUUUAAUUACUGUUGAGGAUUGUAUUAUUUGAUUGUUUUAAAAACGCUUGUUAUAGAGCAAAAAAUGUAUUUUUGGCGAUAAAUGGAAAAAA